This is a messenger RNA of Dreissena polymorpha, 3603 nucleotides long. RefSeq lists its product as uncharacterized. The coding region runs from base 154 to 1740 and encodes 528 amino acids. The record is from RefSeq and is a predicted model, not a curated record. NCBI's taxonomy places the organism in Eukaryota, Metazoa, Mollusca, Bivalvia, Myida, Dreissenidae. The transcript is spliced from 13 exons.
CUCGAGUCGUCUGGAGCAGUGAUCGAGAACAACGAGAUAUGCGACUUUUCUCGCAUCGGGGCCGUUGGUUAUCACGCAAUUGCUCUUUACGGUGUGUGACAUUUGAUCAGGCACAAUACAAUCUACAACGGACAGUACACUGGGAUCUGGUAUAUGGGCAAUGACAUCGUUAUGGAAUACAACCACGUUCACCACACGUGCGUGAACGCAUCCGACUGUGGGGCUCUGCACACCGGUAGAGACUGGACAACGCGCGGGAAUAUAAUCCGCUACAACCUCGUGACCGACACACUUAGACUGGUCCCUGGAGCGGAUGUUCGUGGUGUCAUGCUGGAUGAUCAGUCUUCAAGUACCACCAUUGUGAACAACGUAUUCUACAAUAACGAGGUCCAUGUGAACAUAGGUGGUGGGCGGGACAAUAUUGUAUCCAACAAUGUCUUUUACGGUUCCACCCUAUACAGUAUGCAGGUAGACGGAAGAGGUACUAGCAAUCCAAACAAUUCGGAACUAUUAAAAAGGCUACACCAAAUGCCAUACAAUUCCACUCUCUGGACUAUGCGGUACCCGGAACUAGCCAUAAUAGAGCAGCGCAACAAAAGCCUUCCGGAAGGUAACCUAAUACACAAGAAUGUUGUAUAUAAUACUGGGAAAGCCGGAUAUAUACCUUCAAAGAGAGGAUGGUUGGACAACAUUAAGCUGUUUAACGAGACCGACACGAUAACAGCCUUCGGAAGUACGGACUUUUAUGACGUUGCAAACUCCGACUUCCGGUUACGGUGUUUUGCCAAGGACUUGGCCAACGAGGUGGGCUUUAUACAGGCGCUGCCCCCUAGCGAAUACGGCUGCAAAGUGCGUGUAGGACCAGUGCACAUAAACAGAGUUCCCGCGACUCUGAUUUCGAACCCGGCGACAGGCCCCUGCACCACAAAGGCGCCUCUGACCACAUCGCCGGCUCCUGCAUAUCUCCCGGAUGGAGCUCGAACUAACCACCUGUACAACGUCUCCAACUCAGGUUGCUGGCUUGUCGUAUCAAAAUGCACGGCACACCCGAACGCCACUGGCACACACCGCGACACCCAUGCGCACUCAGACGACAACGAGACCACGUGCUUUCAACGUGCUGUUCAGCAAUGGCACGACUGUGGUAGCCACGAUAACGAACAAGUUGUGGCAAUAUAUGGACCUUCCGGCGCGAUGACACUGGUGGGUGACGGAUGCUUCAUGUUAAUAUAUGGGUGUCCAAACCACGGCGGCCCAGCUGACGGUCACUCUCUUACAACCGGAAGUAUCAACCGGGACACAUACGCGGAGAGUCACGGGGGCGCCCAUAACGAAGAGUCCUGUUUGAGCAGGGCACAGGGGCAGUGGGUUUACUGCGGAUCUUUUGCCAACCAUCCCGUGACAUCUAUUUACAGACCAACAGGUGCUCUUAGGACAUCAGGUGCCGGAUGUUGGAUCCACGCCCAGCAGUGCAACAUGAUUCCCAAACCUCGCAGUAUGUUCUAUGAUGCAUGGGGAGCAGCGAAUCUGCAUACCGAUGACGUCGAAGAUGCGUGUCUACAACAGGCCGUCUAUUACUGGAAGAAGUGCGGCUCGAACACCACCUACCCAGUCACUGCGUACUUCCGGCCUUCCACAGCCAGCCGCACCUACCCGGCGGCUGCUAAAAUGGUAAUGCCUCGGUCACACUGUCACGAAUCAGAUCUACAAAUGAGCUACGAUUCAAUCGGCUACGAAUGACUACGAAAUUGUCAAAAUUCGUAGGCCGCUACGAUUUUAGUACGGAGAGCAACGAAUCUACCAUCAAAAUGUUGGAAAAUGAACAAGGAAAGGUACGGACUGGUACUGAUCGACGCGAUUUAGUACGGAGCGACACGAUUCGGUACGAUCAAACUACGAAUCCGCUACGCUAUGCAAUUAAGUGCAACGUUUGCUAUUAUGAACAUGCAAUAAACAGAAGUUAGUGAUCUGAGGCAGGGGAGCUGACUGCGUAUAAGUAUGGUUAGUUGGUACUGACUUAAACAAUUGCGUCGUAAUGAUGCUUCUCUUAAAGGGACAUCGUGUAUUUUCACUGCCUUAGUCAUUUUAUUUUUAUUCCUUAAAAUGAAUACGCCCAUUCGGCUCUACGGGGGAUAAACUUUGAAUAAUAGCUGUAAUUGUCAGCUUUUUAAUUUUUUCUGACAGAUAUUCGAUUUUGAUGUAAUCUUGUGCUGUGUGUGUGAGCGGAGGGGUUUGGAUGGAGAACUCGGAGGAAACCCCGUCUGUCUGGUAUGGUGGCAACCAACCAAAUAUAAUUUUAAAGUGCCGGUUUAAACCGCUGCGCUAAGGAAACAGCCUAUUUGCACCAACCCUUCCAUAUCGCUUUUUUCAGAACCAGAUACCAGAUAACAAAUGUUGAGAAACGUUUAAAGUACAUGUAUAUGUUUACAGUUUGCUAUCCAGUAUCCUCUGAGCCGCGUCAUGUGACUCUUAACCAGCCUGCGUAUUCGCGCAAUCUGGUUAGGACCGUCCUUGUUCGCUAAUGAGAUCACAAAACCUUGCGUUACUUUAAAGCGGAAAAGGGAGUGCGAAUGCACUGGCUGGUCUGGGGCUACACUGGAAUUAUAUGUCAUAAGACCCAUUUUCGCAUAACGCGGGUCAUCUGAUGUGGAUCGGUAAAAACGAAUCUUCAUAGGUUUGUCAGUGGAGGUUGCAUACACUGUCAUUGCAAACUUAAAAUAGUUAUAAAACAUUCAAAUGCUUACGCAGAUAUCAAAUAUAUCGCACGUGACAUUUCUUUGUUGUAUAUUCAGUACAUCGUACGGCGUACUGGAUUUUUUCUGACACUGGUAUUGAAUGAUGUCUAGGGGGUCGAUCAGUGUGUGUACUAAAUAUUAUACAGUACAGAGCAAUCAUCAGAACGGGUAUUUUGUACACCCAGUACGCAUCUACUGGCAUCUUUUUAUCUCUAACUCCUGGCUUAUUUAUCUCUAGUUUGUCUGUCUAUAAAUUAAACACGUUUCCUUCACACCUGUGUUACUUGUCCACCGUGAAUGCCCUUGUUGAGAUGUUUACCAUUGUGAUUUUCCUACUCAGCUGCAACGGGCUGCUGACGGUGGUGACAGCUGCAGACGUUCGUCUGUAUGUCAGUCCCACGGGCUCUGACCUCAACAACGGAUAAGCUUUCAUCAACUUACAUUGUGCUAGUGUAAAAUAAUAUUCAUGUAUAGCUGAUAGUAACUUCACUUCUGUAGCAACUAGAUAUUCAAAAUUUAUUGAAAUUAUAUAUAUGUCCAUCUCGUCCUCUUUUUUGUCGUUCGCUGGGGUUUAGCACUGGAUUAUGUCCAUAUUGACCACAUUGAGCAGCGACUGACUUCCAAUGACUAACUGCUGUUCGCUUGGCAUGAGCAGGACGAUGCAGUACACACCAAGGGAGAAGCCAUAGUGCUUACCAAAUCGGCAUUGAAAGCGCUCAUCGGAAUGAAUGCAAUCGGACCAAUGAUAAUAACAACCUCUUUCAAUACAAAGAAGACGAUGAUCAAUGUGAAAAUCCAAUCGUUUUACACGCCAAUUGUUUUAUUAGCGUGUUUAAAUAUAUAAUUGUCGACAACUUUAAACAAGAAU